UUUUGGGGUGUGUGUGUGUGCGCGGGGCGGUAGCUUAUCCUGGCACGAGGCGUCUAGCGACAGCGGCCAGCUGUCCCGCUCGUCUCUUCUCCUCCUCACACCUCCGUGUCCGACGGUCCCCACUUCAGUCUCUCUCGUAUUUACGUCCUGCCGAGUGACUCAGUGGACUGUGACAAGGACUGCCUGAGAGCAAGACUUAGGUUAUAGUCCACACUGGGGCAGCAACUUUCGCCUCGGCCGCCAUCACAGCUUAAGAUGGACGCCGAGCCUGAAGAAUACCAGAGCUCUGGCUCCAUGGAGCUGGAGGAUCUGUACAAGAAGUACUGCGUGCGGCUUAAACACGCCCUAUUCCACUCGUUCCUGCUUAUAGUCGCCAUCAGCUCCACGGCGGUGCUGGUGGUGCAAUGUGCCCUCGCUCAGGAGGUGACGCUGGUGCCGGUGAUGGCGCUGUCUGGCGUGGCGCUGGUGGCGGGCGCGCUGCUGGCGGCCACCAUGUGCCCCUGGUUCCGGCAGUCGGCGCGCGCCUCGCUGGCCGCCUCGCUGCUGCUGGCGGCCGCCGCGGGCGCUGCGGUGCUGGCGCUGGGCUGGCCCUCACCGCCCCUGGCGCUGUUCGGCCUGGUGCUGGCGGCGCACACCAUGCUGCCCGUGUCGGGGGCCGUGUCGGCGCUGCUGGCGGCGCUGCUCACCGCGGCGCACCUGCUGCUCGCCGCCUUGCUGCGCGACCAGCGCCUGGGGGACGUGGACGUCUCCUGCCGGCUGGCCGCGGAGGGCGUUUUCCUGCUGUGCGCGACCGGCGCCGGCCUCUACUACCGCCGCAUGACGGAGGCGGCGCACCGACACACCUUCGCGGGCACCAGGACGUGCAUCGAGUCGCGCGUCAAGCUCGAGUGCGAGAAGGAGCAGCAGGAGCAGCUGCUGCUCAGCGUCAUCCCGGCCUACAUCGCGGCCGAGGUGAAGAGGAGCAUCAUGCUGAAGAUGGCGGACGCGUGCCAGGAGAUGUCCAGCAAGCAGACCCGCUUCCACGAGAUGUACGUGCAGAGGCACAACAACGUGAGCAUCCUGUACGCGGACAUCGUGAACUUCACGCCGCUGUCGGAGCAGCUGAGCGCCUCGGACCUCGUGAAGACCCUGAACGAGCUGUUCGGGCGGUUCGACCAGCUGGCGCAGGACAACCAGUGCAUGCGGAUAAAGAUCCUGGGGGACUGCUACUACUGCGUCUCGGGCCUGCCCGUGUCCCGGCCGAACCACGCCUACAACUGCGUCUGCAUGGGUCUGCAGAUGAUCGAGGCCAUCAGGUUCGUGCGCGAGGCGACGGGCUUCAACGUGGACAUGCGGAUCGGCAUCCACACGGGCAACGUGCUGUGCGGCGUGCUGGGGCUGCGCAAGUGGCAGUUCGACGUGUGGAGCGACGACGUCACGCUGGCCAACCACAUGGAGUCGGGCGGCCUGCCGGGGAGGGUGCACAUCACCAAGGCCACUCUGCUGCAGCUGAACGACAGGUUCCAGGUGGAGCCGGGUGACGGCGGCUCCAGGGAGAGCUACCUCGCCGACCACAAGGUGGAGACCUUCCUCAUAGUCCCUCCCAAGAGGGCGACCCCCGAGGUGGAGACGGGCGCCAAGGCGGACCUUAGGAGGAACUCGAGCGUGCUGUGGGCGGAGGGCGCGGCGGGCGGGAUGCGCAACCGCUCCCCCAGCAAGAUGACCAAGUACGUGGAGUGCUGGGGCGCCGACAAGCCCUUCGCCAACAUCACCGAGAGCACGCUCGCCAAGAACAUCGGCCUGACGAGUAUCUCGAUGAUCGAGACCAACCUCCUGCCGAGUGACAACGCGUUUCUGGAGUGCAGGGGCCGGCGGCGCUCGGAGGAGCUGAACCCGGUGUCGCUGUGGUUCCGCAAGAGGCAGCAGGAGGCGGACUACCGCGACCAGCCCGACCCGCACUUCCGGCGCUACAUGAGCUGCGCCUUCGUGCUGUUCCUGUGCGUGGCGACCAUCCAGGCGCUCACGCUGCCCAAGACCGUGGUGCUGUGCGGCUCGCUGGGCUCGGCCGGCCUGGCUCUGCUGCUGCUGCUGUACCUCUGCUGGCUGGAGGGACUGCACUCGGACACCUCGCCCUGCGCCAGCCACGCCGUCAGCUCCAGCCGCUGGCUGCGGCUCAGCGUCUUCCUUCUGACGGCGUGCCUCGUGGCCAGCUGCUCCGUCAUCACGCUGCUCGAUGCCACGCCCCCAGAGUCGAUGAAGGUGAUGACAUCGACGACCUUCGAAGACAGUGGUUUCAAGAGCAACGAGACGGAAAUCCUCAUCAACACAGACUACAUUGACGCAGCGCCGACGUACCUGUACUGCACGGUGCUGAGCCUGGUCACGGUGUCUGUGUUCCUGCGCGCGGGCUUCCUGCUCAAGCUGUGCCUGAUGGCGGUCUGCGGCGCGGCGCACGUGUCCCUGUACGCCAGCAUGCACGUGUUCCACGCCUACUUCAGGACGCACGGCGACUGGUUCGAGUACCUGCCGGCGGGCGUGAAGCUGGCGGCGCCGCUGCUGGCUGUGGCAGUCGUGCUGCACGUGCUGGACCGACAGAUAGAGUUCACGUCGCGCGCCGACUUCCUGUGGAAGGCCAAGCUGAAGGUGGAGCAGGAGGACGUGGAGACGAUGCGCGGCAUCAACAAGAUCCUGCUGGAGAACAUCCUGCCGGCGCACGUGGCCGAGCACUUCCUGGACAACCGCAACACGCAGGAGCUGUACCACGAGCGGUACAACUGCAUCGCUGUCAUGUUCGCCUCCAUCCCCAACUACAAGGAGUUCUACGACGAGACGGACGUCAACAAGCAAGGUCUGGAGUGCUUGCGGCUGCUCAACGAGAUCAUCUGCGACUUCGACAAGCUCUUGCUGAAGCCGAAGUUCAGUUCCAUUGAGAAGAUAAAGACGAUCGGAAGCACCUACAUGUUGGCAUCUGGUCUCUGCCCUGGUAAAGAAGGCAAGGGACAGAACGCCAGCAAGCAGCAGGACCACAACGUCCUUGUGCUGGUGGACUUCGCCGUCGCCCUCAUGACCAUCCUGGACCAGAUCAACAGGGAGUCGUUCCAGAGGUUCAAGCUGCGCAUGGGCCUGAACCACGGACCUGUGAUCGCGGGCGUGGUGGGAGCGCAGAAGCCCCAGUACGACAUCUGGGGCAACACCGUCAAUGUGGCUUCCCGCAUGGACAGCUGCGGCAUCAUGGGUCGCUUGCAGGUGACGGAAGACACCGCCAAGAUCCUGAUGGCGGCGGGCUACGAGUGCGAGUGCCGCGGCCCCACCUACGUGAAGGGCAAGGGCAAGCUCACCACGUACUUCGUCAAGACGCCGUUCGACGACAAGUGAGGCCAGGGCAGCGGGCGAACACGGCGCGCCUGCCGGGAGAACAGAGGCCCCAGUUCGUGCGCUCCGCUGGGGCGUCGGUGCGUGCGAGAACCUUCUCGACGAUUCUCUCAGAGACCAGCACCAAGUUUCAAUGCAGUAGAGGCUGAUGCCUGGUUCAUAAACUGAGCAAAUAUGCCAGAACGCAGUGUGUUCACCAACCUCUUUAUAGAGUAGUGGUCUAUAAAUUAUGCAAGGCGUAAAACGUAAAUGCAAUGUUCAACUUCAACUUAUUGCAUUUUGGCUUGCAUUUCCGAGGGCCACGUUUUUAGGAGAAUUUUUCCCAAAAACUUUUGAAAAGGCAGAUGUAAUGUGCAGAGAGGCUUAUGAUUUACCUUUAAUAAAUACAGUGAAAAAAAAAUAACACUUUUAAAUCAAAGUACUACCAGUUCCUAUUUUUUUAAUGAUAAAUAUGAUUUAUUAACAGAAGCCCGAAGCAUAAAUUAUGUUCUCUAAUGUUUUACUAUUACAAGUUAUAGGGCUGGUGGCGUCUUGCGAAUUGCAUGCUUUAUAAAAAAUGACUGUGAUUUUUUUGUGUUGAUAGCAUGUUGUGUUCCUUGCGUAGUUUAUGAACCUGGCUUAAUACCGGACAGCUAUACUAACAACACACACGAUAGUGUGGAUGGAUGACCUAGUGGCAAGAGGUGUGACUACAGAAACAUUUUAUUGAUAAAUUAUUAAACUAUAUACAGAAAAACCUCGAUUAACUGUCACCAUCUGGAACAGGGCUGUGACCGAUAAAUAAAUAGACGGAUAACAGAAAUAUUUUAAUACAUAUUUACAGGAAAGUGAUUUCACUGCAAGCUUGGAACAAAAUUAAAAUAAAAUUCUAAAAUCAAACAAUACAUAUCUACAUAUUCCACCAUCGUACAGUACAGUCACUUUAAGCUUUAUGCUUAUGCAGUAGGGUGUAAAAGUAAUCUGUGAAAUAUUUUAAAGAUGUCUGUUUCUUUGGUGAUACCCACAAUUUUUUUUAGACAAUGAAGAAUAACAGAAAUAACUGUUAAAUGAGUGAUGAUCAGGGCCGGCGCGUCCAUAUAGGCGAACCAGGCAACCGCCUAGGGCGCCAAGUAGCUGGGGGCGGCGCAGCACGACACAUAACAGCUGAUAUAAUAUGUUUAACGAUUAUUUAAACUAGAUGAAAAUUGAUUUUUGUAACAGUUUGGAAUGUUUAUAUUUAUAUAAGUAAUUAUUUAAAAUCCACGGUGACCUGUUUAUGAUUUGUAAUAAGUAAAAAAUAAAAAAACACAAGCCUGCUUACAUUUGAUUGUUGACAAAAUAUUAGGCUUACGUGAUGUAUUUUGAGGCCAGGACAAUUUUUAUGGGGUGACCGGCCGGGGGGGGGGGGGGGGGCAUUAAGGUUUUUCGCCUAGGGCGCCAAUUUACCUUGCACCGGCCCUGGUGAUGGUUAAUCGAAGUUUUACUGUGGGUCCAAAUGAUUAACUUCUUUUUAAGAAAAUUGAAGCACUUCAGGUUUAUUUUUCCCCAUAAAAAUGUAUUAUGAUUACAAUAAGUAUUUCUAAGAGAAAUGGAAAUUAUUUUGCUGUCAUAAUGUUGGCACCAUGUGUAUUAAACAUAUAUAUUGUUCGUACUGGGCAUACUGUCUGUCAUCUAUCAGUAAAAUGUGACAAGAAUGUCAGAUUUUCACACAAAAAUUUUGCAGCUGCCCGGUAUUAGUUUCAAGUGUAUUUGACCAAACUAACAAAGAGCAGUGAGCAUCAUGAGUCGUGUGUGCGUACACAGAACAGAUGUGAAGGACAGUUCCGAAAAGUGUUGGGGCUCAAUUUAUCAGAGUUUAUGAAUGUUAAAUAUAUGAACUUAGAAUCACAAGAUUGUAAUAAGUGUGUCACAACUGAGCCAAAUUAUUUGAUCAACUCAUUUAGAGACCGUGUGUAUGUAUUACAAUAACAAGUUUAUUUUUUUUUUUUACAAAUGUUGGGUUCUCAAAAUUUUACAUGCCAAUGUUAAUGGUAAUCACACAAAAAUUGGCUGCAUAUUUAACAAAUUGUUCAAAUGUUAUCAUCGCCAUUUAAUUUUUCUUAUACUGUAACAAGUUUGUCAAGUUUUUAUCUAAUGUUUAAAAUACCAAAAUUGGUACAGUAUCUGUCAAUGAAAUUGCAAGCUUUCGUACCCAUUGCUCUGUAGUCUUAGCUUUAGAGGUUUGGCCUCAAAAGCUAGAAUGGCCUAUAUUAUUGGUCAAGGUAAAACUACAGUUGUCUGGGAAAUAAAAUAAAAAAUAUUAAAUGUAGGAA
This is a messenger RNA of Bacillus rossius redtenbacheri, 5642 nucleotides long. RefSeq names its product adenylate cyclase type 2 (gene Adcy2). Bases 256 to 3354 code for a protein of 1032 amino acids. Gene Ontology annotation, molecular function: adenylate cyclase activity. Gene Ontology annotation, biological process: cAMP biosynthetic process; adenylate cyclase-inhibiting G protein-coupled receptor signaling pathway; adenylate cyclase-activating G protein-coupled receptor signaling pathway. The record is from RefSeq and is a predicted model, not a curated record. Lineage: Eukaryota; Metazoa; Arthropoda; Insecta; Phasmatodea; Bacillidae. The transcript has 23 exons. Gene Ontology annotation, cellular component: plasma membrane.